AUGGCCAUGGAGGAUGCAGUGAUGGAAGAACCUGAGGACCCUGCGAGCUUCGCAGAUCUCUCGGUGAUCUUUGCCGUUUGUGCUGGAAAAGCUGGACGCUGUGGCAUUGCCUAUGUGGAUUUGGAAGAUGCAGAGCGGGUGCUAUGUGUGGCGGACGUGAUGGAUCCCGACUUUACUCAGUUGGAGCGUCUGAAGCAGCAGAUCCUGGGCCAGCGGCACUUGGGCGCCGUGUCGGCACCACGGCAGGGGCUGUGCGUGUUGCCCUCGCGGUCGCCGGCGGAGUUGGUGGAGACGGCGGCACGGCCCCUGACUCAGGAUGAUGAUGGGAACGAGCCCUUCCCCACUACCUUGCUGAAGGCUGGCGAUUUUGCUGUGGAAGGAGCAAAGCCGCGACUGGCGCAGCUGUGGGCAAAGCUUGACCAGGAUUUGCCAUGCACAACCCCUCGCAGCAGUCCGCUGGCAGCUUUGGAUGGAAAUGAGCAGUUGCUUCGUGCGGCUGGCGGUCUAUUGCGCUUCCUUGAGCAGAAUGCGACUCUGCUGGGGGAUUUGCAGGGCCGAUGGCAAGGGCCGUGUGUCCAGGACAUUCGCAUUUUCUCACCGGAUGAUGCUGUGUUUGUCGAUACCCAGACCAUGAUCGCGCUUCAGAUUUUCCAGGAGCAGCACAACCUGUUGAUGAGGGCCAGCAAUAGGCCUUCUGAAGGCCUCUCGUUGUGGAGCCUCCUGGAGCCCCUGGUGGCCUCCCCGUCGGGUGCCAAGCAGCUGAGACGUUGGUUGCAACAGCCCAGCCGCCAGGUGGAGCUGCUGCAGCAGCGGCACAGUGCCGUGGAGCAGCUGAUCUCGUUGCUGCAGGGCGCCGGGGCCGAGCUGGUUCGCCAGCUUCACCGCGAGCUCCGAAUGAUGCAGGACCUCCCACGGCUACUGGCGCGCAUGUUACAAUUUCGAUAA
Cladocopium goreaui is the source of this 945-nucleotide messenger RNA. Lineage: Eukaryota; Dinophyceae; Suessiales; Symbiodiniaceae. The record is from the annotation of a GenBank genome assembly.